UUUCAUCCAGGCAUCUCGAGGUGCUCAACCUUUCUACCAAACCAAUGGAGCUGACCUUCGAGGUCAUUUCUAACCCCAUACCACGUGACUGGGGUGUAUGGCUUACACGACUAACUACUAAUAGCAGUGAAGCUGCUAACGUGAAUAUUAAGCCGAUGACGAAUUUCACCUGUAAGGUUGAUGUACAGACCCGCUACCUGUCCAGGUGUGUGCUGACGAUCUUCAUCAUUCCCUCUGAUAUACCAGCUGGAUCCCUCAAGGUGCAGAUUAUCAAUGAAGUCGGCGAUGAAAACUUCACUGUUGAGAUCAGGCAUGUCGACUUGUUAUCAGUCGACGACCCUAAGGGUUCACGCACCAACAUGGCGGCUGUCGCUGGUGGAGUUAUUGGUGUCAUCCUUUUCAUCUCAGCUGUCGUAAUUAUUGUUGUCGUCAUCAAGCGAAGGAAAAAAGGAAAAGCGCCCUUCAUUAUUCGAGGUUUGGGGGAUGGAUGGUGUAGGACGUCUGCGUCCACUCGCUCUAGUGGUACUGAGGUGAAUAAGGACAGGUGGACAAACCAGGAUGGCCUGACUUACAUGUCACUCAGGUUUGACAACAGGCGACAGUUUCCAGCACCCAAACACGAAGCUACAGAGUAUAGCACAAUCAAGCAAGUUUACUCUACCUGACGGAGGAAGUUGCUAACUCUCACUCUAUCUAAGAAAGUAGCAGGAGAUUUUUAAUUCAAAACAGACUUGCCACUGAUUGAUGAGAUUUUGUUAAAUAUAAUUCACUCAUUCUGUAAACCUUU
Pomacea canaliculata is the source of this 787-nucleotide messenger RNA. RefSeq lists its product as uncharacterized. The transcript is spliced from 3 exons. The record is from RefSeq and is a predicted model, not a curated record. NCBI's taxonomy places the organism in Eukaryota, Metazoa, Mollusca, Gastropoda, Architaenioglossa, Ampullariidae. Bases 45 to 665 code for a protein of 206 amino acids.